Arabis nemorensis is the source of this 324-nucleotide messenger RNA. The record is from the annotation of a GenBank genome assembly. NCBI's taxonomy places the organism in Eukaryota, Viridiplantae, Streptophyta, Magnoliopsida, Brassicales, Brassicaceae.
AUGGAAGCGAUGGAGGUGUACAAGGAUAUGUUACGGUCACGGAUUUUUCCGAAUUGUCACACUUAUACGGUAUUGAUGGAGUUUCUUGUAGGCACAGGAAAAUGUGAGGAAGCCUUAGACAUUUUCUUUAAAAUGCAAGAACAGAUAGGGAUGCAGCCACCUAAAGCAGCUUGCAAUAUUCUGAUUGGGAAGGCCUGUAAAUUCAGUGAAACAUCUUUCAUAGUUAGAAUUCUGCAGUACAUGAAGGAAAGCGGGAUUGUCCUUCGUUACCCUGUCUUUCUUGAGACUUCAGAGACCCCUGAAAGCCGCAGGCGAAAGGGAUGA